CUAGAUGUGUUUAUGAUGCGUAGGAAUAAAAGUUUAGGGCUUUUGAAGUUUAAUUUGAAGAGUUCUCUCUUUCUCUUUCCUCUUUCGAUUGUUCCUCUCUCUAGGGUUUUGGGGGUUCUGAGGAUCGUUGUUGAACAUGCAGCUGACGCUUGAAUUCGGUGGAGGAUUGGAACUUCUUUGUGACUCUAAGAAGAUUCAUAAUGUCAAUAUUGAGCAACAUAAUGGAGAAGGCAAGUUAAUCAUGAAAGAUUUGCUUUCUUGGGUACGGACAAACUUGAUUAAGGAGAGGCCUGAGAUGUUCAUGAAAGGAGACACUGUGAGACCUGGAGUUCUUGUCCUGGUGAAUGACUGUGAUUGGGAGCUAAGUGGUCAGCUGGACACAUCACUCGAAGAGAAAGAUGUGGUGGUUUUUAUAUCAACCCUGCAUGGUGGUUAGAACACAGAUUUUCUAAUGGUUAUCACUUAUUGUUAAACAUAGUUGUUGAAGUCAUUUGGAACCUUGAUAACUAAAAAGUUUGUGGAUGAACAAACUUACAUAGUCUAGUAUGCAUAAUGUUAUUUAUAGUCCUUAAUUUCACUGAAAUCAAAUUUGUAUUGCAUUACAGUGUUUAGGCUUUGUUACGAAAAUAGGCAAAAAUGGAUCGUAUAUUACGAAAAUGGGUAAAUUCUAUUCAAAAUACCAAAAUGGGGAAGUCAUGGGGGGCCAGAACGACUUUAAAUCAAGAAGUCGUGUCCCACUGCACGACUUCACACGGUUCAUUUGACCAGUGGUGAAGUCGUGCACCCCAAAAACGACUUCAGGGUGUUGUAAUCGAUUACAAGAUCCUUUAAUCAAUUAAAGCGUGUUGAAGUCGUGUCUCCCCUACACGACUUCACCUUUAUAGGCAAACAUGGUUCUGGUAGUCGAUUAUAGAAGUGUAGUAAUCGAUUACAACGUGUUGAAGUCGUGUCCCCCCUGCACGACUUCACCUUUGUAGGCAAAAAUGUUUCUGGUAAUCGAUUACUACACUUCUGUAAUCGAUUACCAGAGUGUUAAGUGUGCAAGAAGCACCUUGGUAAGCGAUUACAAGCUUGUUGUAAUCGAUUACCAGAGUGUUUUGGUUGGUUUAUGAAAAUUUCUAUUGUAUUGUAAAACAUCAUUAGAGGUUAAUUAUGUGUAAUGAUUUGAAUAUUUGUAAGCACACAUUGUUGUUGAUGACAUUGUGAUCUAUUGUUAUGUGUUGGAAGAGUAAUUAAUUUAAUGUAAAUAGAACAAAGAAAGUAAAACCAUAAGGUAAACUUAAAUGAAAUUUGAAGUCUUUUAUUGAAUUCAAAAUGCAUUACAAAAGCAAGAAGUUUAAAUAAAAAAACGAGAGUACAAUAACAUUGAAAUAUAUCUAGGAAGAUGAUCCACCAUGUGAACCAAAAUGGCGACGCAUAUAGUUAAUGUCAUGCUCCACAUGCUCAACUCGAGCAUCAAUAGUAUCAAAGCGGUCACCCAUGUUAAGCUCUAGUUGUUCAAAUCUUGCAUUCAUGCUUUCAUUCAUUGUAUUGAAGUUGUCCCCAAAAAAUGUUCGGAGAUUAUUGAUACCCCUCAUGGCGUCAUCAAAUGAAGUAGUUUGUUGUUGAACAAGGGAUGGUGGUGGUUGUAGUUGAGGAGGUGCUUGAUUUUGGCGUUGACGUGGAGGAGGAUAAUUUUUGUGAACCCAUCUAUUGUCAGCGUUUUUGGUCAAUCCAAAUGACUGUAUCACUCCUCCUGAUAUUGUGGUAUGCCUACUAGGUGGGAUAGAUAUUUCAUCCUCCAAUUCAAUUUGAAAAUGUUCUAGGAUCCGGGUGACCAAAAAUGGAUAUGGUAAAUGAGCAGUUGACCUCAAAGCCUUCUUCAUCCUAUGUCAGAUGAGAUGGCUCUAGUUUAUCUGCUUUGCCGUCAUUAUUAUCCACAUUAAGAGAAUAUCUUCCUCGGUUGCCUGUGCAAAGUUAGAAACACGUGGAAACAAAACACGACAUAUAACAUAAUGUAAUAUUCUAGCCUCAACUGUCAUAGAGCCGACUAGAAUUCUACUCGUAAGAGGUUUGUAUGGAAAACAAAUCAAUUCUCUUGCUACGUCCAUAUUGUAUUCAUCGGCCCAAUCCUCAAAUAAUUUACCUUCAAAGUUCAAGCCAACAGAGGGGAGGUUGGCUAUGGAAGCUAAUAGGCUUAGUUUGAUAAUCAUUUUGACAUUGUUCACCUCAAUUUUCAUUGUUCCAUUAUCAGAAAAUUUGAGGUUUCUAUAAAAGACACGUACCAAAUAAGGAUAAUAAGGUGCAACAUCACAGACAAAAUCAUCCAAUCCCAGAUUUUUCAGCAUGCCAAAAAAUUCAAAACUGUGAUCGUCGAAAUAUUGUUCAUCUAGGUGUUUUGGGUCAAUUAUUUGACGGUCACUAAAAAGUGAGAAAUACCUUUCAGAUAGUGUAGGAGUGAAAAAUUGAAGAUUUUGGUGUGCUGGAGUCGGUGACGGUGGUGGUGAGGGUGAGGGUGAGCUUUCAGGGGGUGAAGGUUGACGGCGGCGACGUUCCGUAGCUGUAGAAGAUGAGCCCCUAACCCUUUGCCUCUUUGAAGAUUCCGCUAUUUGAGAUUUCAAUCGGUGCAGAUUGAAGAGAAUUCAAAAGAAGAGUGGAAAAAUGUUGUUUAGAAAUGAAAAUACUGGAAGAGGAAGUGAUUUUUGAGGUUUGGGAGGUGUUGUAAUGUAACAGAGCGAAACCCUACCCUAUAAAUUCAACUUUUUCUCUCUCCUCACAAACACUCACUCUUCCCACUCGAGUUGCAGUGCCUCCCCACCAUUACAACACCUCCCAAACCUAAAAAAUCACUUCCUCUUCCACUAUUUUCACUUCUAAACAACAUUUUUCCAUUCUUCUUUCAAUUCUCUUCAAUUUGCACCGAUUGAAAUCUAAAAUGGCGGAAUCUUCAAAGAGGCAAAGGGUUAGGGGCUCAUCCUCUACAACUGUGAAACAUCGCCGUCGUCAACCUUCACCCCCUGAAAGCUCACCCUCACCACCACUGUCACUGACUCCAGCACACCAAAAUCUUCAAUUUUCCACUCCUGCACUAUCUGAAAGGUAUUUCUCACUUUUUAGUGACCGUCAAAUAAUUGACCCAAAACACCUACAUGAACAAUAUUUCGACGAUCACAGUUUUGAACUUUUUGGCAUGCUGAAAAAUUUGGGAUUGUAUGAUUUUGUCUGUGAUGUUGCACCUUAUUAUCCUUAUUUGUUACGUGUCUUUUAUAGAAACCUCAAAUUUUCUGAUAAUGGAACAAUGAAAACUGAGGUGAACAAUGUCAAAAUGAUUAUCAAACCCAACCUAUUAGCUUUCAUAGCCAACCUCCCCUCUGUUGGCUUGAACUUUGAAGGUAAAUUAUUUGAGGAUUGAGCCGAUGAAUACAAUAUGGAUGUAGCAAGAGAAUUGAUUUGUUUGUCAUACAAACAUCUUACGAGUAGAAUUCUAGCCGGCUCUAUGACAGUUGAGGCUAGAAUAUUACAUUGUGUUAUAUGUCGUGUUUUGUUUCCACGUGUUUCUAAUUUUGCACAUGCAACCGAGGAAGAUAUUCUCUUAAUGUGGAUAAUAAUGAUGGUAAAAUAGAUAAAUUGGAGCCAUCUCAUCCAACAUAGGAUGAAGAAGGCUUUGAGGCCAGCUGCUCUUUUACCAUAUCCAUUUUUGGUCACUCGGAUCCUAGAACAUUUUCAAAUUGAAUUGGAGGAUGAAAUAUCUGUCCCACCUAGUAGGCAUACCACAAUAUCAGGAGGAGUGAUACAGUCAUUUGGAUUGACCAAAAACGCUGACAACAGAUGGGUUCACAAAAAUUCUCCUCCUCCACGUCAACGCCAAAAUCAAGCACCUCCUCAACUACAACCACCACCCCUUGUUCAACAACAAACUACUUCAUUUGAUGACAUCAUGAGGGGGAUCAACAAUCUCCGAACAUUUGUUGGGGACAACUUCAAUACAAUGAAUAAAAGCAUGAAUGUAAGAUUUGAACAACUGGAGCUUAACAUGGGUGAUCGCUUUGAUACUAUUGAUGCUCGAGUUGAGCAUGUGGAGCACGACAUUAACUAUCUGCUUCGCCAUUUUGGUCCACAUGGUGGGUCAUCUUCCUAGAUACAUUUCAAUGUUAUUGUACUUUUUUUUUUUAUUUAAGCUUCUUGCUUUUGUAAUGGGUUUUGAAUUCAAUAAAAGACUUCAAAUUUCAUUUA
Messenger RNA from Vigna angularis (adzuki bean), 4212 nucleotides. RefSeq names its product ubiquitin-related modifier 1 homolog 2. Gene Ontology annotation, molecular function: protein tag activity. Lineage: Eukaryota; Viridiplantae; Streptophyta; Magnoliopsida; Fabales; Fabaceae. The record is from RefSeq and is a predicted model, not a curated record. Gene Ontology annotation, cellular component: cytoplasm; nucleus. The transcript is spliced from 4 exons. Gene Ontology annotation, biological process: tRNA thio-modification; protein urmylation. The coding region runs from base 137 to 436 and encodes 99 amino acids.